This is a messenger RNA of Aspergillus chevalieri, 393 nucleotides long. RefSeq lists its product as uncharacterized. The coding region runs from base 1 to 393 and encodes 130 amino acids. Lineage: Eukaryota; Fungi; Ascomycota; Eurotiomycetes; Eurotiales; Aspergillaceae. The transcript has 2 exons. The record is from RefSeq and is a predicted model, not a curated record.
AUGGACCAGCGAGCUGUUGUCCACGCAUACCGUCAUCUCUAUCGGCAAGGUCUCAAGGCGCUUCAUUAUUCUGUACCUGCACGACAUGUCCUGCUCAAUACCUUGCGAUCCGGAUUUCGUUCGUCCUCGCCAAACGAUUUUGAUUCGCAAAGAAUUGCAAACACUGUGCGCUUUCUCCAGCAGGCAACUGAUGUCGCGGGCCUCGAGCACAAGAUCCUGAAGAAUUUGAUAAUCAUUAGGUAUUGGGAACAACCGCAAGUGAGGAAAAAUGCUCGAGUCUUAAAAGGUAUAGGGAUUGAAGGAAGUGAGGCCCAUGCCCGCAAAGAUGCCAAUGAACAGUUUGAGUUGACGCUCGUGCUUCUAAACGAGAGCUUAGGGACAUGCCUAAAAUGA